CCGGGCUUGCCAGCACGCGUCAGCUACGCGUCGCGUCUAAUAAUAUUUUGAUCGCGAGCACGUCGCCCGUGCGAAACUUCGUCGCAAUCGACAAUUAUUCACAUUGUUUACGCGGAUAAAUAUCUAUAUUUGUAGAAGUAGUAAAACUAAACAGACGACGGGUAUUUUUAAAUAGGGAAGUAAUAAAUGUUACUUCGUCUACUCAUUGAAGAUUUGUGAGACUGUAAACUAUACAUACUAUCGUUCAACAAAUAUUACUUCAGAGACAUUUUAAAUUAUUGUAAGCAAAUGCUCACACAACGAGUAAUUCUUCAUGCAAUUAGAAAAUACUAAAUGAUGUGAGUAUGGGUUGCGCGUCUUCGAAAGCAUGCAGGACACUGCGUUGUACUAAAGUGAGCUACGAGGAUGACUCAGUGUCUUCGUGCACGUCAUCGUCCUGCACGUCCCAGGUGCGCAACCAUCGCCACGGGGCGCGCGAUGGUAAAACGCCGUGUACGUGCACGCCCUUCCUGGCGAGCAUCUUCCCAACCAAUUUUAUUCGCAUGCUCAUGAAAACGCCGGAUGUGAGCAUGUCAAAAUUGGAAAUCACUAUGAAAGCGGCGCUGCUCAUCCAACGUUGGUAUCGACGUUACCUGGCACGUAUCGAGGUGCGACGUCGUUACACGUGGACCAUCUUCCAAAGCAUCGAGUACGCUGGCGAACAGGACCAAGUCAAAUUAUACAAUUUUUUCAACGCGCUGCUUACGCACAUACCAGACACGACCAAGCCAAGGGUGUCGUCGGCCGGAUCGAAAAGCUCAUCAAUCGAAAACUUAGACAUGCAUUUUGUCGACGAGUCAGAUGACCAAGAAGAGGAGGACAUGGAGCAUGUUGAGAAAAAAUAUCGUGGCAUCCACAUCAACUUCCCGAUGCAAAAGGACGAUCUAGAUAAGCUGAUCGAAUUCUUCCGGCGGAAAAAGCAACAACGAUUACAUGCUAAGUAUGUUGCACAAAUUCUCCGAGAUGGGAUUGACCGCCUCAAAGUGCAACCAAAUAUCAACGUGGCUUCCACUGCCAUUUCGAAGCAGAUAACCGUUUGCGGGGAUUUGCAUGGAAAACUGGACGAUCUUCUAGUCAUCUUUCACAAGAAUGGUCUGCCUUCCCCGGAAAACCCAUACGUUUUCAACGGAGAUUUUGUAGAUCGUGGUAAAAAAGGACUUGAGGUUUUGCUACUUCUCCUCGCCAGUUACAUUGUUUUUCCGGGUGGCGUGUUUCUGAAUCGAGGAAACCAUGAGGAUCACAUUAUGAAUAGUCGUUAUGGGUUUAUAAAAGAGGUGCAAAUGAAAUAUCGCCACAAUUCAGAAAAACUGCUGAAGUUGAUUGACGGCGUGUACCGCUGGCUGCCACUAGGCACAGUCGUCAAUAAUCGCGUGCUGAUUGUACACGGUGGUAUUUCCGAUAACACCGAUUUGGACCUCAUCAAAAACGUCGAUCGCGCAAAGUACUCGUCCUUACUGAGACCACCGCUACAUUCCGACGGAUCGGCGCCGGGCGCUGAAUUAAUUGAUAAAGUGGAGUGGAAGCAGCUCUUCGAUAUUCUCUGGAGUGAUCCUCAAUCGAAUGAGGGUUGCAUCCCAAAUGGACUUCGGGGAGCUGGUACCUACUUUGGGCCAGACGUUAGCGCCAAAUUUCUACAGCGUAACAAAAUGCUUUACCUGAUCAGAUCGCACGAAUGCAAACCAGAAGGCUACGAAGUCGUUCACAAUAAUCGGGUGAUAACAAUAUUCUCGGCUUCUAACUACUACGAAGUGGGUUCCAACAAAGGCGCAUAUUUGAAGCUGGUCGGACAGAAUCUAGACACGCACUUUAUACAGUAUACUUCCAACGUCGGGAAAACCAAACGCUUGACGUUCAGGCAGCGUGUCGGUCUGGUUGAAGAGUCGGCGAUGCGGGAACUGCGCGGCCACAUUGUGUCAAACCGAGAAGCAUUGGAAAGUAAAUUUGCUAAAUCUGAUCCUGAAAAGACUGGUUUUAUUUCUUUAAGCGAUUGGUGCCGAGUAAUGGAAGACGUAACGGAGCUAACACUUCCAUGGAGAAUGCUUAAGACUCAACUAGUUGUCCAAGAUCCUGAUACCCAGCUCGUUAAAUACUCCAGUACUUUUGACAAAAUGAUGCUGCAAGGCCAAUCUAACAAUGGAGGAAAUGCGAAUAACGUCGUGGAAACGCUCUACCGAAACAGAAGCAGCUUGGAAGCAAUUUUCCGGAUUAUUGAUAAGGAUAAUUCAGGUUUCAUAACUUUGGAAGAGUUUUCGGACGCAUGUAAUCUAAUUAAGGAGCACAUGCCGAAUCCGAUCACCCAAGACCAACUUGAAGAUAUUUGCCGACUGAUGGAUAUGAAUAAAGAUGGUUUAGUAGACCUAAACGAGUUUCUCGAGACGUUCAGGAUGGUUGAUCCGAUGCAGAGGCGCAUGCACGAUGGAUAUUGUGAAAAUGACGACGGUGGUUUCGGAAAUGACGAUGCAGGUCAAGACGGCGCAGGUGGUAAGGUAGACGGCGAAGAUGCCCGGCAACGUAACGGGAGCGCGACAACCGCACUUGAGACGCCUCUGUAGAGUGUUUUAAUUGGCGGGACCUGCAAGUCUUUGCAAGUUCUCCGUGGUGGCUUUCCGGAGUGCUGGCGGCAAGCUUCAUCAUUGCACGACUAAAACACUGAUCCCUUCGCGUCCUAUGCUCACACUAUGCCGGAAGCUACUGCCAAAAUGGCACAUUGCCAAAACGACACCCCAGCAACAAUCCUUCCAGAUGUUGAAACAUCACUCACGAAAUGAGCCUACAAACAUUUUGAAUUGUUGCUGCUGGUAAGAAUUAUUGAUUUUAUAUGUUAUCAAUCGUAAAUGAGUACAUCACGGCUUGACCACAAUUCGGAAAUGACAUGAAGAUUGCGUUAGCACGUGAAUUUGAUGGUUCCUGCUUAAUUUUUAAUUAGUCUAUACUGGACCAUAACAUGAAAUACAUGCCCUAUUACAGACAGUUUGCAUUUGACUAUAUUUGCUCGAACUGUGCGCCAACAAAUCGAUCGAACAUAUGACGCAUCAAAUGCUCAAACACACAGCAACCAGAAUACAAACAUAAACACAAUUCAGGCAAAUCAGCUAAAACAGAUAUUCUCAAUCAAAAAAAGUGUUGGUUGUGUGCGUUGAUUGAAAUUUUAUUAUUAAUUAUUUUUAAAUAAUUUAAUUCACAUGCAGCAUGUUUUGCGUUUUAUAUAAAUCACUGUCAGACACGCUGGACUGUGUCUUAACAUGAUCAGUAGUCCAAGAAAUUGAAAAAUGUUUAAUGAAAAUACUAAUUGUAAGAUAAUUCUUGUUGGGGGCCAGUCUAAAACAACUCUAGAGCUUUAUAAAACAUAUUAAAUCUAUUUAAAAUCGCUUCGAAUGGCUAAAGCAAAUCUGAAAUUAAACAAAUCUAAUCAACUUAAAAAUAAGUUGAACAUAACUAAAAAUAUAACUAAAAAAAUAUUAAUUUGUUUAAGAUUCUAUCUAGCAUAAGAGUGAACUUUAAGGUUUACUGAAAAUGAAUUUAAAUCCAAAUAUUUUGUGAUAUUUUUUUAUGAACGUGAUCUUUUCUAAUAGUAAAUAUUUGUUACACAUUAUUUUUCAAAUUGGAAAAUAUAAACAUAUAACUACGUAUUACGAUAAAAUUGUUGAUUAUUUGAAUAUAUAAAUUAGAAAAUCAAGUUUGAACGAAUCUACUUUUAGACUUAAUUUAUUAAUGUGAUUGUUUUAAUGAUAGUUUAAUUUUAUGACCAAUGAAGGGUUAAAUGAUAUUUGUUAACGAAGAUGUCUCUUCAAAGCGUCCAAACUUUAAUAUACUAACGAACCAAAUACGACAUAUUUAAUAUGUAAUGAUAUCUAGUCAAUCUUUAUAUUAACUAUGCAUAGAUUAACAAAUCAUGGUCUAUAAAAUAGUCUUAUAUCUAAUAGACCCAUUUAUCGCAAACCUCUCAAAUAAUUUAAGAUUUAAAUUAAUUGUUUAUUCUAUUUUGAAUGUGCUUAACAUAAGGCCGAUUGACUGGUAAUAUCUGUGUAUGAAAAACAACAUAAAGAUUAUCAAUUUCAAUGUAUUCAAUUCAAACUUUCAAAGGAAAAAGAAACUAAAUAAAUAUAACAAUAUAUUCUAUAAA
Molecule: messenger RNA, 4162 nt
Organism: Dalotia coriaria
Lineage: Eukaryota; Metazoa; Arthropoda; Insecta; Coleoptera; Staphylinidae
Gene: rdgC
Product: retinal degeneration C
Exons: 14
Coding region: 345-2591 (748 amino acids)
Biological process (GO): detection of stimulus involved in sensory perception
Molecular function (GO): phosphoprotein phosphatase activity; calcium ion binding; protein binding
Source: RefSeq, a predicted model, not a curated record